CUGUCUACCAAACCAAACCAUCAACCCCCAUCACCUAUUUAUCUCCCCUUACGCUCCCCUCCGCCGACUCACACUCCCGACUCACCAUCCCUUUGUUCGCCGACCGCUCGCGAGAGCAGAGUAGAGCCAACGAGAUGGCCCCUCAGGACCUAUACAUAGAGGAGGAGGAGGAUACAUGUCCGCUAUGUAUCGAAGAGUUCGACCUGACAGAUCGAAACUUCCGACCGUGUCCCUGCGGUUACAAAGUCUGUCAGUUCUGUUUCAACAACAUCAAAAAUAAUAUGAACGGGCUUUGCCCAGCAUGCCGACGACCCUAUGACGAAAAGACAAUCCAGUAUAAGAUUGUGACUCCCGAGGAAGCCGCCGACUUUGCGAGAAACAUCCAGAAAAAUCACAAGAAACGCGUGCAAGAACAGAAGCAGAAAGAGGCGCAAAAGCGCGAGGUCGAGAAGGAAUCCCGAAAGAACCUCAUCGGCGUACGCGUCGUCCAGAAGAAUCUCGUUUACGUAACCGGCCUCGCCCCAGGCGGCCGGGAAGACGAGCUGCUCAAGACGCUUAGGCGGCCGGAGUACUUUGGGCAAUACGGUGUCAUCCAGAAGAUUUCGAUUUCCAAUCGGAAGUCCCCCGACGGACAACAUCAUUCCCUCGGUGUCUACGUCACCUUUGAGAAGAACGAAGACGCUCUCAAGUGCAUCCAGGCAGUCCACGGCUCAGUCAACGGAGAACGUGUGCUCAAGGCUCAAUAUGGUACGACAAAGUACUGUUCUGCCUGGUUGAAGUUUGAGAAGUGCAACAACCCUGGUUGCAUGUUUCUGCACGAGAAGGCGGACGAGGAAAACAGCUAUUCUCGGCAAGAUCUAUCAUCUAUGAACAGCAUCCUUAGUCAGACACAGCGACCACUUAGCGGCGGUGGCGGACCUUCAUCUGCUCGGGCUGCUUCUCGACAAAUGCCCUCACAACCCACUCCACCACCUCUAGCAGCCCAAGCCAUGCAACGCUCCUCAAGCAAAGAAGGGACAGACACCCCCGUCGACUCUUCCGCACUGCCGUCGUCGGCAAGCUGGGCCCGUAACCCUCAGCGGAGCCGUAGGGGUAGUCACGCCACGACCGGAACUGCUUCCAGCCCCGCUGUGUCGGCAUCUUUGCCUGCGACCAAUGAGGCUACGGAGGAAGCAGUCGAAGAACCUCAGUGUCCACCAGGCCUCGAAGACCUCAUUGAAACCUAUGAUAUUCAAUUUGCAUUGGCAAAACGGCCAGACCUUCCACCCUCCAGCGAGUUGUUGAAGGUCUUUGCCAAAAGCGCACCCGCUUUCAACCACAGCAACUUCCCCAAAGAGUUGCGAAACACUGGCAAGUAUUUUCCGAUGUUCGAUAUGCAUGGCGGUGAGAAGCGAAGACGCAUGCGUGAGGAGGACGAAACUGCCCGAGUCGGUGACGGGGACGAGCAGGGCGAGACCCAGGUUGCCUCAGAAGGCGAGCCUGAAAUUAGUGGUGGUAGUCUCGCUCUCGGCGGCGAACCCGAGGAACGCGACAUGGGUGGAGACGGACACGGCUUUGAGCAGCGCCAGGCCCAGCCUCCCAUACAGCGCGGCAGCACUGACGGCAUCCUGGGCGGUGCUCUCGCAGGCUCUGGCUUUGGUUUCGGUCAUAGCAGCAACCUCAACCGAUCCAUGACGCCUCAGCAUUUGGCCAUGAGAGGCCAGAGCGCUUACACCGAACAGCUGCCGCCCGGCAUCUCGAGCCAGAGCACCAUGUUUCAAGGCCCCGGUCACAAUCGCCAGUCGUCGCGCUAUAGUUUCGCCAACGACAACUCGACCUCGGCCACGGCCGUUAAACUCGCCGGAAAUUCGAGGGCCAUGGCUCAGCAGUCGUCGAUGAUGCCAAAUUACCAGACCCCUGGCUCCAACCAGUACUACCCGAGCACCAUCGCUGGGCCGCCACCCGGCCUCAAGUCGACGGGCACGCCUCCUAGCAUGUAUAGCCAGUUUGGUGCUGCGGGCAUGGGCGGAGCCCCCCGGGAGUCGUCUAACGAGCUCUUGCAGAACGUCACUGGGCGUAACCGCGGCGGCGGCAACCAGCCUCACGAUGCUGGAAAGCUCGAUCUUGUGGACCCGAGCAUCUUGCAGGCACGGAUGCAGCACCAGUCGCAGAGCAAUGCCGGAGUCGGCCAGGGACUGUUUGGAAGUCAGAGCCAAGAUGACGAGCUCGCAUUAGAUCCAGAGGCACGGAGCUACGUGGAUCAACUAGUCGAUGAUCCGCCGAACGUUUUCACCCCGGCCAACGCCACGACUUCAAUGACUCCUGGACCAUCCGCUCCCCCAGGAUUCUCCAGCCCUCACAGAUACACAGAGUCUUCGUUCCAGGCCUCGUCAUCGCCAGCUCAGGCACGGUUAUUAGGCGUGACCCCCGCUGUGCCGAAGAUGCCGCUGCAAAGCUUCGAUCGCCGAGCCAUCAUACAGGAACAGACGACGCAGAAGAGCGCCACGGCAUCAGAGACGCAGCGGAAAGGUAAAUCAGCGGCUAGCAACAAUGACGUGCCAGCCGUGAGCCCGGCUGAGCCAGCCCACGGGCGACACCGGGCUGGGCUGUCGGCCGAAGAAUUCCCUACGUUGGCUGCGGCCACAGCUUUUAGGAAACAGACUACAUCACCUGCCGUCCUGACGCCGCCCUCCCCUUUCCUCGCUCCGGGCUCCAAGAAGCUAGACAAAGGCAAGGCGCCCGAUAAACCACCGCAGAUGGCAGCAGAGAAAGCUCCUGAGGCGGUUCCGGGCAGCCCAGUCCCUCCGUCUAAGCCAACAGGCAAAAGGGCUGGAAAUGCCACCAAAGCUGGCAACAGGGCACCACCAGUGAACUCGGAAGACGUCGUCAAGGCGAAUGCAUCGGGUCGAUCGUCCGCCCAGUCUGCCACUCUGGCGCAACAAGCUGCACCGAAGGCGAUCCGAGUGAUGCCGGUCAACAAGGCUGACAUUCCCAGCCAACCCUCCCCUGUUCCUUCGGUCGCGGCCAAGACGGCGGCAGGAUUCCAGCGACCAGAUACACCAGGCAGCGAAAUGGUCAGUGACACGGCUAGCAUGGUGUCCGCAUCUGUAGACGCUUCUCGGGCAGGCUCGCCGCCACCGGCUCGUGUCGGCACCGCGGCAGUUCGAGCCUCGACAAAGAGCUCACAGCGCAAAGAGCGCAAGAAAGCCAUGAAAGAGGAGACGAAGAUAAUAGUCGAAGCCCCCAAAUCGGAGCCGGAAGAGCACGCGCCAAUCCUGGGGCGCAAGAAGAAGCAGAAGAAGGACAAGCCCUCGAAGGCGCCAACGGCGCACACCCAGGAAGAGACUUCGCUGCCGACCAUCGUCAAGGACGAGGAGCCGUCCAGCAUUGCCGCAAAACAAAAUGCCGGCAGCAACAAGACGCCGGUCGAAGUUGACGCCAAGGCGAAGAGUCAAGGCCAGAAGAAGUCGGCCAAAGCAAAGACCAAGGAAAAGGAACCACAGCCAGAGCCACCAGCAGAGACACCGCAACAGCCAGCUCCCGCGGCCGUUGAGCCCCAGCCGGAAGUGCAACCCCCGGAACAAGAUCGACCGAAUCUUAAUCCGUUCCAGGCUUUCCAGGCGGUACGGGCUCUAGUCUGGCGGACAGCUGUUGGUGGCCUGCAGAUGCUCAGGCCUGUGGGCGAAGGACGAGGCGCCGGAGGACCGCCGCGACAAGACCACGGCGGCUCGAACGGUCCAGCCAACAAAAGUGGCUACUGCAAGGACUGUGCGUGUAAGUGCGGUGAGGUCAACGAAAACGACCUUGCGACCCUUCGUGCGGGCAAGCCGGUUCGGAAGAAGUUCCACACUGAUGGCAGCCGGAUGAUGAUUACGCCAAACGGGGACUGCAUCCGCUCCCUGACACCCGAAGAAGAGGAUGCAUUCCUUGAACUCCAGGCGGCCAUUGCUGAAACGGCCGAUAACCCAGGGGUGUUUGUUGCGCCUCGCCACCAACCCGGCAGUGGCGCCUUUUCUCUCAUCAAGGGACGGGCUGUUCCCAACGGCCGGCCCAACAUCUUCCCUACGACAUCGCAGCCUCAAUCCCACGACCCAAUCGGCAAGAUGCAGCGUGAAGACGCCCUUAGCUACAUUAAUCAGUACGUUCUGCCGCGGUUGAACCUGGGCGCCAGCAACAUGGGAUUCCCUAAGGGGGCGUCCCCGGGCCGCGAUUCGGCCGCGGCCAGCCUCAACUCACUCGCGCCGUACUUUUACGGCCCCGACGCGGCCGCUGGCGUGGGCAUCUACAGCGCACCUGAGGGAGCCCGCGCCAUGCAGGACUUUACGGGCGGCGCGGGAGUCGUGGCGCACGGCGAGGACGGACCUAAGGUUCCUGGCGGCGGCGGCAGCGGCUUCGGGGGCAUGCCGCUCAUGAGCGUCGAGGACGCAGAGAUGGCCCUGGCGGCCGCCCGCAAGGAGACGGAGAAGCUCGAAAAGGGCCUCAAUGCCGUCAUCAAGCGCAACAGGCGCCUGUUGCUUGGCUCCGGGAACUAAGCAGGGUGAGGCAAGGGCGUUGGAGGGGCAGGAGGAAGAGACAGUCUUGGGCUCUUUGCGGUCACGCACACUUGGUGCGGAGGUUGCUGUUGUGGGUGGUGACAUUGACCUGUCAUGCAUGGACCGCCAUCACCGUGCCGUCCCACUUUCGAGCGAUUGCAUAUUUGCUAGACGAGCGAGCUUUGUAGCAUAUCGUGUACCACAAGCUGUACAGACUUAUUGUGUGUCAAAAGCGCACAGAUAGAAGACAAUGUGUA
Messenger RNA from Purpureocillium takamizusanense, 4768 nucleotides. RefSeq names its product RING-type E3 ubiquitin transferase (gene NOT4). The record is from RefSeq and is a predicted model, not a curated record. Lineage: Eukaryota; Fungi; Ascomycota; Sordariomycetes; Hypocreales; Ophiocordycipitaceae. The coding region runs from base 135 to 4511 and encodes 1458 amino acids. Gene Ontology annotation, cellular component: CCR4-NOT complex. Gene Ontology annotation, molecular function: ubiquitin-protein transferase activity; RNA binding. Gene Ontology annotation, biological process: protein ubiquitination. The transcript is spliced from 6 exons.